Molecule: messenger RNA, 1203 nt
Organism: Fusarium keratoplasticum
Lineage: Eukaryota; Fungi; Ascomycota; Sordariomycetes; Hypocreales; Nectriaceae
Product: Methionine aminopeptidase
Exons: 4
Coding region: 1-1203 (400 amino acids)
Biological process (GO): proteolysis
Molecular function (GO): metalloaminopeptidase activity
Source: RefSeq, a predicted model, not a curated record
AUGUCCGAACCCCCCGCCAAGAAGAAGUGCAUGGGCGCCGAUUGCGAGAAUGAAGCUGGAUCGCUGCAGUGCCCAACCUGCCUGAAGCUCGGCAUCAAGGACAGCUUCUUCUGCUCCCAGGAUUGCUUCAAGAAGAACUGGGGCAUCCAUAAGACCAUCCACAAGUCGCAAAGUAAUAUCCUCCACCACUUCAUGGCUCCGAAAGCAAUCUCACCAGAUCCAGCUACCGGCUACUACAACCCGUUCCCCAACUUUCCCUACUCCGGCUCUCUGCGACCCGUCUAUCCUCUCUCCCCGCAUAGAACCCUCCCCAAGUCGAUUCCUCACCCCGUGUGGUGGCAAGAUGGCGACCCCAAGUACAGCCGCUCCCUCAGCAGCCGCAACAAGAUCGACAUUCUCGACAAGGCUGGACAGGAUGCUAUGCGAAAGAGCUGCAUGCUUGCGCGAGAGGUCCUCGACAUUGCUGCCGCCGCCGCGAAGCCUGGUGUGACGACCGAUUACAUCGACGAGAUUGUUCACAAGGCCUGUAUCGAGCGAAACUCGUAUCCUUCUCCCCUGAACUACAACCACUUCCCCAAGUCAUGCUGUACAUCCGUCAACGAAGUCAUCUGCCACGGUAUCCCCGAUCAGCGUGUUCUCCUCGACGGCGAUAUUCUCAACAUCGACAUUUCCCUCUACCACGAAGGCUACCACGCCGAUUUGAACGAGACAUACUACAUUGGUGACCGGGCCAAGGCGGACCCUGACACCGUCCGUGUCGUCGAGACGGCACGAGAGUGCUUGGAAGAGUCCAUCAAGGCUGUGAAGCCCGGUACCCUGAUCCGGGAGUUUGGAAACAUCAUCGAGAAGCACGCCAAGAAGAGAAACUGCAGUGUCAUCCGAACCUACUGCGGCCACGGAGUCGGCAAGCUGUUCCACUGCCCUCCCAACGUCCCACACUACGCCAAGAACAAGACAGUCGGCGAAUGCAAGCCUGGAAUGACCUUUACUAUCGAGCCCAUGAUUGCGCUGGGCAAGUACCGAGACAUUACGUGGCCGGACAACUGGACCAGCACAACCAUUGACGGAAAGCUGACGGCUCAGUUUGAGCACACUCUUCUUGUGACGGAAGACGGUGUCGAGGUGUUGACGGCGAGAAAGCCAGACUCUCCUGGUGGCCCUAUCCCAAUGCCUGGCACAGAAAAUGGGGAGGCGGCAGCAUAA